UUCUUCUUUUUUUUUUAAGACGGGAAAAAAUGACGAUAAAGAAAAUCACUCAAAUCAGGAGAUGUAACACAUAUCGAAAGGAAGAAAGGAAAAUCGCGUUUGCCAAGCUCAAGAUAGUCGUGUAAUUGUUAUAUUUAUUUGUUUGUUAAGUAUGUUGUGUAAUUUAAAAAAAGCUAUAUCGAAACAACGAACGACGGUUAAAACCAUAGGGAUAUAACGUUUUGGAGGUAAAAAAUUUUGCAUUAUUGAUCAUUUAUUAUUCGUGUAACGUUCGAUUUCGAACGGAGCACAGUUUUGAUAUAAUCAUCUCUACAAAAUAUUUUCAUUAUUAAUAUAAUGUUUAGUACAAAAUUUAGGAUUUCUGACGGCAAAAUAUUACAUAGAAGUAUGUAUUAACACUAAAAUACACAUAUAUACAUAAACACCGAGAAAGACACACGUGUACACAGAAAUGAUAACACAAUUAGUAAAGCAUUGGUGAACCAUGUAUUGUAUAGAUAUAUAAGUUUGUUUUUUCUUUUUCUUUUUUUUUAAAGAAAAUUAAAAAAAAAGAAAAAAAACGAUGUAACAUCAACUUGUCAUAGCACGAACGAUACUCGCGAAAAAUCCUAAGUUCGAAAGGUCAACAAUAUGUAUGUAUAUGUAAGUAUGUAUAUGUGCACACAGCGAAGGAAAAACAUUUGAAAAUAGAUGACAAAAAGAUUCAAUAAUUUUAACAAAAUAAAUAAACGAACAAAAUUUAUGGCGAUCCAAUGUACAGUGAGUGAACGAACGAACGAACGAACGAACGAAUAUGCGCGUGUCCGUGCGACAGUAAAGAGAACGAAAUAUUAUAAAAUGCAUUUUAUUUUCUUUCCUAGAUCUCAGAAGGGUAUCUAUCCGUUCCAACAAUGUUUCCUUUCCCUAUGGCAUGUCAAAACGUCUUUAAAACACCUAAUGUGAUCGACGAAACGAAAAAACAAGGUGAACUCUUCUCACGAAGCGUUCACGAUGGUUAUUAUUGGUUCACCAAACAAGCUGACAAUUCGAUUGCUAAAUUCUCAAAUGGUAACGCAAUAUAUACAAGGCCACCCGAUUGUAUCCAUCAUACUAAUGAAGGACACGAAUUUCACGAGAACGCAACGAUCGCACGUUUAUCGAAUAUCGAAGCACUCCUCCAUCGUUACAAUGGAAAAUGUUGUAUCCUGAUCAACGAAGACGAUCACGUAGAAGAUCAGAAAUAUAUUCUAAUUGGUACAGACAAUAGCGACGACGGUAGUAGUUACAUCGAAGAGGACGAAGAUAAUGAGAAUGUCAAGGUCAACGAAAACAAGUCUUGUCGUUACGAAAAUAAUCGAGAAGAAUCUUCGCCUAAAUGUUCCGACGAAUAAACGAAUUUCGAAAGUUAUAAUUAAUCGUUUUUCAUCGUUUAAACUGAUUUAGUUUAGUCUUGGAUCUUUUUGCGAAUGAAUGAACAAUUUAUCAAUAACGUUACGACAAAGCAUUUCAUUUCUUCGUAACGACGGCACCCUCUAGAAUUUAUCCAAUGAUUAUAUUCAAUAAAGUUUUAUCGAUUUAU
This is a messenger RNA of Vespa mandarinia (Asian giant hornet), 1558 nucleotides long. RefSeq lists its product as uncharacterized. The record is from RefSeq and is a predicted model, not a curated record. NCBI's taxonomy places the organism in Eukaryota, Metazoa, Arthropoda, Insecta, Hymenoptera, Vespidae.